Abrus precatorius (Indian licorice) is the source of this 1253-nucleotide messenger RNA. Its product is annotated as nuclear speckle splicing regulatory protein 1-like. The coding region runs from base 134 to 1081 and encodes 315 amino acids. The transcript is spliced from 5 exons. Gene Ontology annotation, biological process: regulation of alternative mRNA splicing, via spliceosome. NCBI's taxonomy places the organism in Eukaryota, Viridiplantae, Streptophyta, Magnoliopsida, Fabales, Fabaceae. The record is from RefSeq and is a predicted model, not a curated record.
CUCAUUAAGGGACUGUUUUUUGAUUUUCUCUUAUAUCGUGUUCUUGCUCAAAGGCAGAAGAAAUCACGAGAUUUGCACACGAGAUUCUUCAAGCCCUACGUUAUCAACGAACCGAGUGAAGGAGCCCGGUGAAAUGAGCAAGUAUGGCUUGAACCUUAGGGCGAAGCCGAAGAAGCAGCUUCCAAGGCCUUCCCUUGCCACCCCUUUUGGCUUUAAUGAUGAUGAUGAGAAUGAUGUUGAGAGAGAAAUUGUUCUUCAGGCUAGCAAGAAUAAAACACUCAAGGAAGUUGAGGAGCAGCAGAAGAAAGCCUUGGAGGAAGAUCCAUCCAUAUUUGAUUAUGAUGGAGUCUAUGACAAAAUGAAAGAGAAAGUUGCUCUUCCAUUGGCACAAGAUCGCGAAGAGAGAAAGCCAAAAUAUAUCCAAAAUCUGAUUAAGAAAGCAAAAGAGCGAGAGCAGUAUCGCGAGAUUGUUUAUGAGAAAAAGAUUGCCAAAGAGAGAAGCAAAGAUGACCAUCUGUUUGCUGACAAAGACAAAUUUAUUACAGAAGCAUAUAGAAAGAAGCUUGCUGAACGAGAGAGACAAAUGGAGUUAGAACGGCUGCGUGAACUACAAGAGGAAAGAGACGAUGUUACAAAGAAGAAGGACUUCUUGCUUGAUUUUUAUGCGAACCUUGAUAAAAAUGUUGCCUAUGGUGCAAAAGAUGCUCGAGCCCGGAAAGCUGAAAAUCGGGCUGAGCAUAGAGUUCCAGAGACACACGAGGGAGUGAGCCCCGAUGCAUCAAUUCGGCAUCAGCAUACUAGUACAUCAGAUGAAGUGCAACAUUCAUUGGGCAACUCUAGUUCACCGGUGGAGUCUUCAAGAGAAAAUAUUGGGAAUCAGGGUGAAGGUUCUAAUCCUUCCAAUAAAAGUUUCAAUCCCUUGGAUACAGAGCCAAAUCCUGAGGCUUCCAUUGAAGAAAAGAGUUCAGCUGAACAGCCAUCAGCCUCUCAACCAAAGCCCGAUCAUCACAAAAGAAAUCAAGAUGCUCUGGCUGCAGCAAAAGAGCGCUUUCUGGCACGUAAGAAAGCGAAGGAACAAUGAAAAUUUUCCUGCUUUUCUUCAGAUGUCUCUUUUGGUCUCUAGUUUUUCGGGUUUGAUUAAAUAUCCAUCAUGUUUUGUAACCUUAAAUGCUAAAGAGCUUUAUCUGUAAAAAUAUUCAUAGAAUGAACUGAUACACGGUGUUAAUGAUAUUUAACUAAUUCAUUUUUACGGU